AUGAAGCAGAGAAAAGCUUGACUGUCCAAUUGGCCAAAGUGCCCCCAAGGUAAAAGUAAUGGUCAUGUCAAAUAGGGGUUUAUCCUUAGGAGCAAUAAUACUCAAGUUUCCCCCAUGUCCUAGAUUUGCCCCCUCAUUCAUUGAAUUUAAAUCCACAUGUCUCGUGUGUAAGUCCACUUCAACAUCAUAUCUUGGUGAGCUUAUAAAAGCAUGUUGAGGCCACCUUCUAGAUGGUGGAUGCAUUGCUCCAAAGAGUAAGAAAACAUAGGGAGACUAUAAUGCCUGAUUUUUGAUUUUUUUUUUUGAAGUAGUUUAUGAUACCUACCUGCAAACAAAAAGAAAAAUAAACAAAGUCAGACUAAUGUUAGAAGUCAUCCCAUAAUUUUGCAUGAUUUAGUGCUUCAACAGUUGCUAUAUGGAUUCACACAUUGUCGAUUUCCAAUCCUUAAGAAGCCUCGGAUGAAGCAAAAUAUCUUUGAAUGCCUUGAGAUUUCCAUAGACUCCAAGGGCUAUAGAAAAGACACUUAUAAGCAGUUCAACAUGCAUUACAAAGAUGGUCAUUCAUUACAAAGUAAAAGCCUAGUACAUCACACUAAGUACCUCAACAUGGUAGCAUUCAAGUCCCUAGUAAAAUCUGACUCCUAGAUCUCUCAAAGUAUGAUUGUUCAAUGAGUAGUUGCAUUCCUUUCCUUGGAGAAUCCCUUCAUUGCUAGAGCCAUAUAAAGUGCGAUGUGCUUGAGCUUUUGAUCUUCGAGGUUGCUCUUGGUUCUUGUCCUUUUGAGCUUGCCCCUAGACUUGGCAAUUGUGAAUGAUAUGAGAGAAAUGCUUGCAAUUGGAGAUCUCACCAAUCCUUUGUUGGUCAAAGCUUUCUCCACGGAUGAAUAUUUCAAAAGGUGUCUUGAUUGACAAAGAAUCGCGCUUGACCAUGUAUGAACCCAUAUUUCAAUUGUUGAAGGCAGAGAAUCAAGCAAGAUUAUGGGAAUGCAAGAAAAGAAAUAAACAUGGAUGCUAAACAACAGAUGAAGGAUGAGAGAACAUGAAUAUGCUCUAAAGUGAUAAUGUGUGUGGAGUUGUAUCCUAAAGCAUGCAUUUUUCGGAAUGCACGAAAAGAAAUAACCAUGAAUGGGAAAUGAGUGAUAAAGGAUGCAAGAAUAUAAAUAUGCUGACAAGUGAUAAGGUGUGUGAAAUUGUAUACUAAAACAUGAAUUUUCUUCAAGUAUGCAAAUUUCAAAGGAGCAGCUGGUGAUUCACUAUUGCAAACACUAAAUUGGCAUUCAUGGGAAAUAUCAUUUGAAAAGAAAGCAAAUGCCAUGAA
Molecule: messenger RNA, 1315 nt
Organism: Rubroshorea leprosula
Lineage: Eukaryota; Viridiplantae; Streptophyta; Magnoliopsida; Malvales; Dipterocarpaceae
Source: the annotation of a GenBank genome assembly